This is a messenger RNA of Zasmidium cellare ATCC 36951, 1833 nucleotides long. RefSeq lists its product as uncharacterized. NCBI's taxonomy places the organism in Eukaryota, Fungi, Ascomycota, Dothideomycetes, Mycosphaerellales, Mycosphaerellaceae. Gene Ontology annotation, molecular function: dihydroxy-acid dehydratase activity. The record is from RefSeq and is a predicted model, not a curated record. Bases 1 to 1833 code for a protein of 610 amino acids. Gene Ontology annotation, cellular component: mitochondrion. Gene Ontology annotation, biological process: branched-chain amino acid biosynthetic process. The transcript is spliced from 2 exons.
AUGUUUGCUCUGCGGUCCAGUGCGCCCUCUGCGCGCGCCGCCUGGUGCUCCAGAGCACAAUGGCACGCAAUACGAGGAAUCUCCAACACCACCCGCCGCCAAAAUGCCUCCCCCGUCAACGACCUCGAAGGCCUCAAUGCCGUCUCCAAACACAUCACCCAGCCCAAAUCGCAGGGUGCCUCGCAGGCCAUGCUGUACGCCACAGGCUUCACCGAGGACGACAUGAACAAGCCCCAGGUCGGCAUCUCGUCGGUGUGGUACGGCGGAAACCCUUGCAAUAUGCACUUGAUGGAUCUGAAUCACAAAGUGAAAGAGGGCGUGGAGAAGGCGGGCUUGCUGGGCAUGCAGUUCAAUACGAUUGGCGUCAGCGAUGCCAUCAGCAUGGGCACGAGUGGGAUGCGGUAUUCCCUGCAGAGUAGGGAUUUGAUCGCGGAUUCGAUUGAGACGGUCAUGGGUGGGCAGUGGUAUGAUGCCAACAUCAGCAUUCCUGGCUGCGACAAGAAUAUGCCCGGUGUCAUUAUGGCGAUGGGACGUGUCAACCGACCGAGUAUUAUGGUCUAUGGAGGGACGAUUGCGGCAGGAUGUGGGAAAGAGCCGAGGAAUAACAAGCUGGAUAUCGUCUCGGCUUUCCAGUCGUAUGGACAGUUCUUGAGUGGGGAUAUCAAUGAGACGGAGAGGUUCGAUAUUGUCAGGCAUGCGAUCCCAAGCUGUGGUGCUUGUGGUGGCAUGUACACUGCGAAUACUCUGGCGUCUGUUAUUGAGGUCAUGGGCAUGUCGCUACCGGGCUCUUCGUCGAACCCUGCUGCCAGCAAGGCGAAGCAGUUGGAAUGUCUGGCCGCUGGACCUGCUAUCCGAAACCUUCUAAAGGAAGACAUCAGGCCGAAGGAUAUCUUGACACGACAAGCUUUCGAGGACGCCAUGGUCGUUGUCAACAUUACUGGUGGAUCGACCAAUGCCGUCCUUCACUUGAUCGCCAUGGCACACAGUGUAGGCAUCGACUUGAAGAUCGACGACUUCCAGAAAGUCACGGACACCACUCCUUUCCUCGCAGAUCUCAAACCCUCCGGCAAAUACGUCUUCGAAGACCUCUACAACAUCGGCGGUAUCCCCAGCUUGACCAAAUUCCUGCUCAAGGAAGGUCUCCUCGACGGCAGCCGUAUCACAGUCACCGGCAGAACUCUGAAAGAGAACGUCGAGAAUGCACCAGACUUCCCCUCAGACCAGGAGAUCAUCCGCCCAUUCAGCAACCCCAUCAAGAAAACCGGCCACAUCUGCAUCCUCCGCGGCUCCCUCGCACCUGGCGGCAGUGUCGGCAAGAUCACCGGAAAAGAAGGCACCGUCUUCACCGGCAAAGCCAAAUGCUACGACGCUGAAGACGACUUCAUCGCCGCGCUGGAGCGCAACGAGCUCAAGAAAGGCGAGAAGACCGUCGUCAUCAUCCGCUACGAAGGACCCAAGGGCGGCCCUGGUAUGCCAGAGAUGUUGAAGCCCUCUUCAGCAAUCAUGGGCGCUGGUCUAGGAAACGACGUCGCUCUCAUCACGGACGGCCGUUUCUCUGGUGGUAGCCACGGCUUCUUGAUUGGCCACGUCACGCCUGAGGCGCAAGAAGGUGGUCCUAUUGGUCUUGUCCGAGAUGGCGACACUAUCACCAUCGACGCUGAGAAGCGUGUCAUCGAUAUCAUUGACGCUACUGAGGAAGAGCUCGAGAAGCGGAGGGCGGAGUUCAAGCCCCCGCCGCUCAAGUACCAGAAGGGUGUCCUUUUCAAGUACGCCAGGAACGUGGUGGAUGCCAGCCAUGGGUGUAUCACUGAUGCGCCCACACCCAUAUCUUAG